Messenger RNA from Lotus japonicus, 1137 nucleotides. RefSeq names its product protein HHL1, chloroplastic. Bases 89 to 796 code for a protein of 235 amino acids. The record is from RefSeq and is a predicted model, not a curated record. NCBI's taxonomy places the organism in Eukaryota, Viridiplantae, Streptophyta, Magnoliopsida, Fabales, Fabaceae. The transcript has 6 exons.
AAAAGCUCGAUUACAUUGUCCUGUACUGAAGCCUAUCUCUUCUCCAAUUAGCAUCACAAGUCAGUCAGUGUGAAGAAAAUCGAACCAAAUGGAAGUGGGAAUGUCAUUGAACGCGCUUGUUCGGCUUCCUCUGUCGAGUUCAACCUCAAGGCUCCACGAUGACCCGUCGUUGAAACACUCUCUGUUUUCUAGCCGGAGACUUCAGAGCCUCCGGUCUCAGCGGCGGCGCCACCACCUUCUGGUAGUGGAAGCAAAGGGGAAGAAAGGAAUGAUGUCUCGUCAAUAUCAGCGCCCUCCUCCUCCUCCCUUACCCAAAAUUGAGGAAGAUGGAAACCCUAAAUUCGUCCUCUUCAUUCGCAUGGCCAAUGUUUAUCUUUGGUACCCUCUUAGUAUUGUAACUGGUGGCACCACUGCUAAAAUCAUGGUUGCAGCAAAAGACAAUUUUCUUGGCAAAUAUAUCUAUAAAGACACACUUGCUAGAAAUCUUGCUGCUGUCAUCUACCAAGAUGAGAAGGAGGUACAGAAAUCUGCAUUCAAGCAGUAUCGUGUACUGCGGUCAGCUACUGAUUUCAGAUACGGCUACAAAUUAAUUGAGAAUGGCAAUGUAAGAGGCGCGCUGUCUACCACAGAUGUUAUUGAGCUUCCAACACAAGAUAAACUGAAAACAGUACUUGAUAAUGUGAAAGACUUUUUUGGAGAUGCAAAGGAGUCCUUUGGAAAGAUAACAACAUCCUUAGGCGCUACAGCAUCUGAGGAGUCGGAGGAAGAUUCAAAAGAAACCAAGGUCAAAGGAUGAAACUAUAGCUGGAAAGGAUUUGCUUGAAUUUUUACGAGUAAGACUGGUGCUGUAUGAGCUCAGAAAGCUUCAUGCAGUUUGUGGAUUGGUUAAUGGGGAAGCUUCUGUGCACAACAAUACCACUUCGGGUUUUGUGCUUAUAUCUCUUGCCAUCGACAUCAUUUUAUGCUCUGCUGAGUGAAACUGAACACCACAUGUAUAAUGUUGAUCAUGAUCACUCAUGUAUGUUAUAUAGUAUGUGGCCAUGUAGGAUGACCAUGUAAUGGUUUUGAUUAUCAGUUCAAAAAGAAUCUUGGGGCUGUUGUACAAAUUACGGAUUAAUGUUCAUGCAUUUUGUUCUA